UGGAUAAUGACUUACAAGCGUCACUGACCUUGAUGUUUUUCCUAGCAGAUGGGCUUUUGUGAUGCCGGUGUGGUGAACUGAAGCUGAUGACUUGACGAAGGACUUGGAAGUUUGUCGGCUUUUCUGCACAUUCAUUCGUCCGGCCAAGAUCCAAACCCAGGGUGAGAGAAUCAGCCGGACAGCAGAGACUUUAAGUUUGAACAGGCUGUGAGGACCAAGUGAUUUUCUGACCCCACUGGUCCGUAGUGUUCCCAUAAUGGGGAAAACUGGGCAGAGUACGGUGGACUUAAACUCCCCAACAGAGGUCAAACAAGCAAUUCCCUUUGAGGAACUGGAUGGUGUGGCACCACCUGCAGACGAAAAGAAGACAAAAGAGGAGCCACCUGACAGGGGAAGCUGGAAGGGCAAGUUUGAUUUCCUGCUGUCAUGCGUGGGAUACGCCAUUGGUUUAGGAAAUGUCUGGAGAUUCCCUUAUCUGUGUGGCAAGAAUGGAGGAGGAGCCUUCCUGAUCCCGUACUUUAUGACGCUGGUGUUUGCUGGGAUACCUCUCUUCCUCCUGGAGACGUCUCUGGGACAGUUCACCUCGGUGGGAGGGCUGGGUGUAUGGAAACUCAUGCCUAUGAUGAAAGGUGUUGGUCUGGCUGCAGUGGUGCUGUCCUUCUGGCUCAACAUCUACUACAUUAUCAUCAUUGCCUGGGCGCUCUACUACUUAUUCAACUCCUUUGGUUCGGAGCUGCCUUGGCAAAGCUGUGAUAACCCCUGGAACACGGAGAAAUGUUUUUCAAACUACAGUCUGACAGACACCACCAAUUUGACCAGCGCUGUCACUGAGUUCUGGGAGCGUAACAUGCACCAGCUGUCUGGUGGUCUAGAGGAGCCAGGAGAGCUACGCUGGCCCUUAGUGGGCACUCUGGCGCUGGCGUGGGUCCUUGUCUACUUCUCAAUCUGGAAAGGAGUCGAGUGGACGGGGAAGGUGGUGUAUUUCUCCGCCACUUAUCCUUACUUCAUGCUGUUCAUCCUGUUCUUUCGAGGGGUCACUCUGCCCGGAGCCAUUGAUGGGAUCCGCUUCUACAUCACUCCAGACUUCAAAAAACUCAUCCGAUCUGAGGUGUGGCUGGAUGCAGCAACCCAAAUCUUCUUUUCCUACGGCCUGGGCCUGGGCUCGCUCAUCGCACUGGGAAGCUACAACUCUUACAACAACGACGUCUACAAGGACUCCAUCAUAGUGUGCUGCAUCAACUCCUGCACGAGCAUGUUUGCUGGUUUCGUCAUCUUCUCCAUCGUAGGCUUCAUGUCAUACAUCACUAAGAAACCUGUGCAGGAAUUAGCAGCAUCAGGGCCAGGUCUGGCUUUUUUGGCUUACCCUCAGGCUGUCACCCAGCUGCCCAUGUCCUCUCUAUGGGCCAUCCUCUUCUUCUCCAUGCUCAUGAUGCUGGGCCUGGACAGCCAGUUCUGCACAGUAGAAGGCUUCAUCACAGCUCUGAUGGAUGAAUACCCCCUGGUGCUGAGGAAGAGGAAAAAGGUCUUCAUCCUCAUCGUCUGCUUCAUCUCCUUCAUCAUCGGCUUCUCCAACAUCACACAGGGAGGUCUGUACGUGUUCAAGCUCUUUGAUUACUACUCCGCCAGUGGGAUGUGUCUUCUCUUCCUGGUCUUCUUCGAAACCAUCUCCAUAGCCUGGUUUUAUGGAGCUGAAAGGUUUUAUAAGAACAUCGAGGACAUGAUCGGCUAUCGGCCAUGUGGCUGGUGGAAGCUCUGCUGGAUGUUUUUCACGCCGAUGAUCUGCCUGGGGGUGUUUACCUUCAGUGCCAUCGAGAUGACCCCUCUGACCUUGGGGAAGUAUGUCUACCCAAUGUGGGGCCAAGUGAUUGGCUGGCUCAUGGCUUUGUCCUCUAUGGUACUGAUCCCAGGCUACGUCAUCUUCAUGUUCUGCACCACCAAGGGCAGCAUCAAACAGCGUUGGCGGAGGAUGACAACUGCCCAGGAGGAUGAAAAGCCAUCGGGGCAUGAAGAAUUUACACACACAGGGAGCGUGGGCGAAGCUCCGGUCUAGCCAGGAUUGUUCAGGUCGAAAUAAUCUGAUUGCCAUUUCCCCUGUCUGCCAGGAUUUACUGUGGUUGACAUUGAAAUUUGACAAUUGAGCAGAUGGGAGUCUUGUACAGUGUUUUACGAUGACGUUUUCCUCCAUCUUACAUUGUGCCAAAAAAAAAUUUGGCGACUAAAGGAGGAGGAUGAGGAGGCAUUUUUGAUAAAUUUAGAUAGAGUACAUCCUUUUGUAGUAAAACCUCUAACCACAAAUUUUAUUCUAUAGAUUAGCACUGAAUCUGUGUACAUAUACCACUGUGAAUGUAAAUCUUCCCCCCUACUUGUAAAUUUUCUUUACCUCUCAACAAAAUCACUGUGAUUGUGAAUGUGAUGAAAGCUGUACAGGCUAUUUAACAUUGACUGUUUCUCAGUUAACACCGCUUUGAGAUACUUCAAGUUAUAAAUGAUGUUGCAUAAUCUCAAGUAUUAGCCUUCAUGGUGGUUUGUUUAAUUCAACGAUUAAAAAAAUGUAAAUAUAAUUGUGUCACUAUAGUAAGUAUAUUAUAUGUUUUUUUUAAUUAAAUGAAAUGAGCAUUUUUCAUACAGUGGAUGAUGAGAAAGUGUAAAAGUUAUGUCAGUU
This is a messenger RNA of Seriola dumerili (greater amberjack), 2662 nucleotides long. It is a transcript of the gene slc6a1l, whose product is annotated as sodium- and chloride-dependent GABA transporter 1-like. The record is from RefSeq and is a predicted model, not a curated record. Gene Ontology annotation, cellular component: membrane. Bases 257 to 2050 code for a protein of 597 amino acids. NCBI's taxonomy places the organism in Eukaryota, Metazoa, Chordata, Actinopteri, Carangiformes, Carangidae. Gene Ontology annotation, biological process: sodium ion transmembrane transport. The transcript is spliced from 16 exons.